This is a messenger RNA of Colletotrichum navitas, 859 nucleotides long. RefSeq lists its product as uncharacterized. The record is from RefSeq and is a predicted model, not a curated record. The coding region runs from base 149 to 532 and encodes 127 amino acids. The transcript is spliced from 3 exons. Lineage: Eukaryota; Fungi; Ascomycota; Sordariomycetes; Glomerellales; Glomerellaceae.
UGCACAGUCUUCGCCACAAUGAUGGCCGCAAUACAUAAUAAAUGACCUGAGCAGCAGUGUCCUUUCCUUCGUUGCCUCCCCUGCAGUACAUACCAAGCGCGUAUUAUUUGUUACUCCUCCUUCCUCUCAGUCCAGCUUUGUACUCAAGAUGGUUUCCUAUAAUACCAUUCUCCUCAACCUCGUGGCUGUGUCUACGGCGGCCGUCGUAGCUGUUAUAAGAGAGAACGCUUCCGGCUCUCUCUUGAUCACUCGGGCCGAGGCCUCUGUCUUCAUGUGUGAAGACAAGGGCUACAAGGGUCAAUGUCGAAAGCAGAGAGUCGAAACUGCAUUUUGCUAUAACGUGCCCGUCGACAUGAUCGAUCGCAUCAGCUCAAUUCGCAACAACGAUAGGGACGAUAACACCUGCACUUGGUACCGUGAGCUCAACUGCCGUGGUGACUCAUACCGCAAUCAGGAUGACGGUAACCUGGCCGAUGGCAACGGACACUUCAAUGACUCCAUUCGCAGUCUAGAGUGCAGGAGAAAGGAUUAGCCGGCUUAAAAUAUCCUUCUUCGCCCUGAAUUACUUAUAACAAGACAGUCUGGACAGUCAUAGGAUGAUAGACUUCCCUGUAAAUAAUGUAGUAAUAAGGGAGGUAAUCCGAACAACUUUAGUAGUCGUGAUGCAGUUAUAAGCUUCAUCAAUUGAUUGCACGUAAUCACAAGUUGUUAGAGCGCCUACUAAAUAACCCAAAAGUGUAGCGUGGAGGCUAAGAUUAGUUUGUGUAUUCACCGUACACUGCUUACUAUGCCAUGCAUAGUCAUUGCAACAGGGAGAAAAGACUCAUCUGGCCGCCUCCAAACACUUGGGAUAUUACCG